Populus nigra (black poplar) is the source of this 2594-nucleotide messenger RNA. RefSeq lists its product as uncharacterized. The record is from RefSeq and is a predicted model, not a curated record. Gene Ontology annotation, biological process: intracellular signal transduction. Lineage: Eukaryota; Viridiplantae; Streptophyta; Magnoliopsida; Malpighiales; Salicaceae. The transcript is spliced from 5 exons. Gene Ontology annotation, molecular function: protein serine/threonine kinase activator activity. Bases 329 to 955 code for a protein of 208 amino acids.
UUUUAAGCUGAUGUGCUAAGCCACGUGUAAUUCGACUAAUAUAUGUGUCUUUCUUUCACCUCACCAGUCAUCGGAAAAUUGAUCAAAAUUCAAUCGGAGGAGCUCCAUUAAAAAAGUUAAAAAGAAGAAGAAGAAGAAGAAGAAGAAGAAAGGUUACAUUAAACCAAAAUCCAUUGGAUGAAACACAGGGAGACGACGGCAGAGAUACGGCAGCAUAAUAUUUUUUUCUUACAAUUUACAGCUACGGCAAGCCUGAGUGAUAAAUAAGGGUAGAAAUAAUACUUUUUUUUUAAAAAAAAAACCUUUUUUUGAUCCAUCGGUCGACGAGAUGUCGUUUUCAUUCUUCAAGGCGUCACGCCCGAAGACACCACAAGAAGUGGUGAAAACAAUCAAAGAUAGCCUCAUGGCUCUUGAUACCAAAACCGUUGUUGAAGUUAAAGCCCUCGAAAAGGCUUUGGAAGAAGUGGAGAAGAAUUUUGUGACAUUGAGAUGUAUGCUGUGUGGAGAUGGGGAGGUAGAACCGAAUAUGGAUCAAGUUUCGCAAUUAGCACUUGAAGUUUGCAAGGAGGAUGUUCCUGCUCUUUUGAUUCAAAAGUUACCAAAUUUGGGAUGGGAAGCGAGAAAGGAUUUAGUCCAUUGCUGGUCCAUAUUGUUGAAGCAGAAGGUUGACUCCAGAUAUUGCUCUGUAGAAUACAUAGAGAACCAUUUUGAAUUUCUUGACUUUCUUGUUGUGUGCUAUGAUAACAAGGAAAUUGCCUUGAACUGUGGACUUAUGCUAAGGGAAUGCAUAAAAUUUCCGACACUUGCAAAAUACAUAUUAGAGUCUGCAAGCUUUGAGUUAUUCUUCAAAUUUGUGGAAUUGCCUAACUUUGAUGUUGCUUCCGAUGCUUUCUCUACUUUCAAGGUCAGAGUUAUGAGUUUACAUGGUUUCCACAACUUGCACAUUGUCGUAUAAUUCAUUAAUCAUCACAAAAAAGGUUCUUGUUCAAAGCACAUUCUGGGUAUUCUUUAACUAACAUAUGUAGAUCAACAAAUUUUAAGUAACAUUUCAAUCAAGAUUGGUCUCCCUAUAUCUAUCUAGAAUCAUAAAAUUGACAAGCAAGUGUACCUCAUCAUAAUGUGCAGUAAGAUACUCAGCAACCACAGUGCAAAGUGUACCUCAUCAUAAUUACUUUACAGGCAAAUCAACUUCGUCUUCAUCUUCAUCUUCAACAUCCCAACUCAAGUCCUCUUCUUCUGCACUUCCAAACCGAUUAUGCAAUUCCCCUCUACUUGUACCAGCACUUGCUGUGUUCUCAGCAGCUUCCACCUUGCUCUCAUCAUUACUCCCAAUAUAUUCAAUCUCAUCCCAGCCAAGAUCUUCCUCCUGCAACGACUGGCUUGAAACGAUGGACACAUCACUGUCUUUACACGAUCCACCAUUACCCCCCUUCUCCUCCAACGUAUCCAUGCUUUUGUUAGGCGAUCGGAGUGAGGGCAAACCACCAUCUUCCCUCUCCUCAAUUUCCUUCUCAAUUACACUCUUCUUAUUUGAUUCACCUUUCGACAAAAACCCAUUACCCUCCUCCUCCUCCUCAUUAUCAUCAUCAUCAUCAUCAAAAUCCCAGCUUAAAUCCUCCUCUUCAUCACCGGAGAUCGCUCUUUUAACAAGCAAUGCCCUUGCUUCCUCUGCUUGUUUUAGCAUAAACAGUCUAUAAAAAUACCGGCUCCAAAAACUUUGAUCAUCAACCUUACUAGGCACAACCUUGCAAUAAAUUUGAUUAACAACCUCAUUUUCGCUGAUUAAUCUCUUAAUCUCUUCAUUUUUCUCUUCAAACACAAAACCCUCCGACUCCCAUUUCUCAUAAUCUUCCUUGUCCCCCGGUUCAGAACAAUAAGUAUCCAAAUCACAUUGCAACGCACGCACUUGAGCAUCGAAACGACUGUACUUCAAGCCCAAAUGGUGUCGUUUAGUCGAACUACUUGCAUCACUAUCAUCAUUCAAAUCACGAUGAUGAUCAACGGCUGAGAAAACGGAGUCCUUACCGUGAGAGAUGAUCUGGGCCGUUGAAUUCCAAACGGUGGAUCCGAUAUCAUCAAUGACUUGGCCGACGGACUCGAGGGAGUGUUGAGCGACGGCGGCGCCGGAUUCAAAAGAAGCUGGGAGGUCGUGGACAGCGCGUGAAGCGACGUGGCGUAUGACGGCGGUUUCUUUGUUAAAACCGGAUCGUAAUUCUUGGAGGUCUUUUUUAUAUGUUUGGAUGAUGGAUUCUGAUUUAGUUGAUAUGGUUUUGAUUAACGAGUCAAAGGACCACGCGAGGUUUAAGGUUGAAGGUUCCGGUUCCGGUUCCGGUUCCUGUUCCGGUUCCGGGUCAGGGUUGUCGGAGCUUGGGUUGUUGGGUGGUGCUGUAUCUUCAUCGAUGACGGAUUUGAAGAAAUUCAUGGGAAUAAUUUAGGGUUUUCUGUCAGAGCGUGAAGGGAAUCGAAGAGCGUGAUCUUCUUGCUCUCCUCUGCGCUGUUAUUUAUUUAUUUAUUAUGUAUAUUUUUUUUGGAUAAAUAAGAAGAAGGAUUUAUUUAUUUAUUUAUUGAGAUUGAGAUGGAAGUUUCAAGUUUAA